GACAGAUGGGACAGCAGGCCAUGCUAGAGGAACCACUCAAGUAGACCUCGACCCGCUCACAGUGCUCGCACUCACUGCCCGAAAAAUACGCUUCUGUCUAUGCUCACAAACAUAUCAUCUUAAUAGGAAACUGGAACUACUAGACUGGGACAAUACCUUUGGACAAAAACUUGAAGGAUGCAGGACGGGAGCUGGAAUCAGUCCCUACCCCUCUCUCUGCUUAUGAAGGAUGGGGGCGGGGUACUAGAGAGAGACGGGGGGGUGUUCUCGGAGGCGUCGUCUGAUGGGGAUCUGUACCUGGACUCUAUGGCGGAUCUGGACGCCGGAGUCGGGGACUUUUCAGACCUUACCGCCUUCCUCAGCCAAGACGAAAUCAACCGCAGCCUGGACCUGGCUCGGGAGGCCUUCAGUGACGCCGAAGACCAGGGAGGUCCUGUCUCCCCUAUUCCUAGAACCCAGGAGCCGGCUCUCUACUUCCCCUCCCCCCUCAACACCACAGAAUACCUGACCAGAAGCCCCAGUUUCCCCCACCAGUCCAAAGCCCCCUCCCCAGAUGACAGCCACUCAGUCAAAGUCACCUCCAGCCAGAGUUUCCACCUCAGCAGGCCCAUACAGGCCACAUGCGAAGCCACUGCCUUGCCUGAGAAGUUUGUCUGCCACAAGAACAUCACCCCAGUCUACAAGCAGGACAAGCCCCGACUGGUCCAUGAGGGCUUGGAGCUGAAUGAACGGGCUGCCUCUGCCACUGAGUUCUGUAGCCGUGCUGCCACCUUCAUCGAGGAGCUGUCCUCCAUCUUUAAAGGCUCCUCCCGGCUGGAGCAAAAGGGGGAGGAAGACUCCUCCUCUCCCGACAGCGGGUACCUGUCUCCUAAGAGCCACUGGCUGCCCCCCCAAGGCUCUGCCUCUGUUCCCUCACAGCCUCUCAGCCAACAGGGGGCACCACAGCAGGGCGAGCCAGGCCUGGGUACCCAGCCAGCAAGCAUGAUGGGCGGAAUGGGUGUGAUGGGUGUCCCUCCUCUGAGUGUGACGGGGGAGCCAGUUGUCUCUGGUUUGAUGAGUGUGAAUGAAUUGAUGGGGGAGCAGCACAGUGGAGCCCAGUUGAUGGGGGAGCAGUACAGUGGAGCCCAGUUGAUGGGGAUGCAGCACAAUGGAGCCCAGUUGAUGGGGGAGCAACACAGUGGAGCCCAGUUGAUGGCGAAGCAGCAGCACAGUGGAGCCCAGUUGAUGGGGGAGCAGCACAGUGGAGCCCUGUUGAUGGGGGAGCAGAUGCACAGUGGAGCCCAGUUGAUGGGGAAGCAGCAGCACAGUGGAGCCCAGUUGAUAGGGAAGCAGCAGCACAGUGGAGCCCAGUUGAUAAGGAAGCUGCAGCACAGUGGAGCCCAGUUGAUGGGGGAGCAGCACAGUGGAGCCCAGUUGAUGGGGGAGCAGCAGCACAGUGGAGCCCAGUUGAUGGGGAAGCAGCAGCACAGUGGGGCCCAGUUGAUAGGGAAGCAGCAGCACAGUGCAGACCAGUUGAUAGGGAAGCCGCAGCACAGUGGAGCCCAAUUGAUGGGGGAGCAGCACAGUGGAGCCCAGUUGAUAGGGAAGCAGCAUAAUUGUGGAGCCCAGUUGAUGGGGGAGGAGCACAGUGGAGCCCAGUUGAUAGGGAAGCUGCAGCACAGUGGAGCCCAGUUGAUAAGAAAGCAACAGCACAGUGGAGCCCAGUUGAUAGGGAAGCAGCAGCACAGUGGAGCCCAGUUGAUAGGGAAGCAGCAGCACAGUGGAGCCCAGUUGAUAGGGAAGCAGCAGCACAGUGGAGCCCAGUUGAUAGGGAAGCCGCAGCACAGUGGAGCCCAGUUGAUGGGGGAGCAGCAGCACAGUGGAGCCCAGUUGAUAGGGAAGCAGCAGCACAGUGGAGCCCAGUUGAUGGGGGAGCAGCAGCACAGUGGAGCCCAGUUGAUAGGGAAGCAGCAGCACAGUGGAGCCCAGUUGAUAGGGAAGCAGCAGCACAUGGAGCCCAGUUGA
Coregonus clupeaformis (lake whitefish) is the source of this 2004-nucleotide messenger RNA. RefSeq lists its product as uncharacterized. The record is from RefSeq and is a predicted model, not a curated record. The transcript is spliced from 3 exons. Lineage: Eukaryota; Metazoa; Chordata; Actinopteri; Salmoniformes; Salmonidae. Bases 178 to 2004 code for a protein of 608 amino acids.